AUGAGGCCGCCGCUGGCGUCGUCUUCUUCUUCUUCCAUUGCUGCCGCCGCUGCAACGGCUCCCUCCUCCUCCCCCUCUGCUCCUCCGGCCACAACCAGGAGAGCACUGCUCUUGUCCACCUCACCCCUCACGCUCGCUGCCGUCGUUCCUGCAGUAGCGCAGGCCGCCGCCAACCCCUUCUCCACGCCCUACUCCCAGUCCCGGACACUGCAGCUCGGCCUCGACACCAAAGGGAAGAUUCGGACAUGCCCCUCCACCAAUCCCGGGUGCGUCUGCACCAACCCCACCGUCGGCGCCUCCUCCUCCGUCGCCUCCCCGCUCAUCAUCCCGGAGUCCACCUCCGCCGACGCUGCCGCUCAGUUGUUGCGGCAAGCCAUCCUCAAGACGCAGAAGAAUGUCAGCUUCAACAUUGAUCAGCAAACUCCCCACGGCCACUACAUCCAGGCGGAGGUGGACGGCGGCUUCGGCCGGGACGUGAUGGAGUUCCUUGUGAAGAAGGACGCCGGCGUGGUGGCCUACCGCUGCGUCGCCACCAAGGUCACCUUCGUCUACCCCUUCACCACCGCCAUCGGUGACUCGCGGGGCCAGGAGCAGAGGGUCGCCGCCGUCGCGCAGGAGCUCGGCUGGUACGCGCCCGACAUAAGAUCCUCCGUCGACGACGUUGCUACAUAA
Messenger RNA from Triticum turgidum subsp. durum (durum wheat), 672 nucleotides. The record is from the annotation of a GenBank genome assembly. Lineage: Eukaryota; Viridiplantae; Streptophyta; Magnoliopsida; Poales; Poaceae.